AAGUGAUCGUUUACAGUUAUAGUCAGUCCGCAUUGGGCGCUCGGCCGGCCCUGACUGUAGUAUCAGCACGCCAGUCGGCUGAUAAAGCUACGCGUUCUCUCGGAUUUUCGGACAGGCGACGGUCCCUCUUCCGCCGGAAGCCCGGAAUCGUGACAGUGACUUGAAACGGCCGUUCUCCCCGCCACGCUCCUUGCCACGCCGGCAUUUAUUUAAAUACCCUUCUUGUUGCUGAUAAUUUUGUCGCUGGCGACAUCAUCACUUUCGAUUUUGAAACUUGACAGCGGCUGUAAUCAACGGCACGUCAUUGGCACGGACCAUCAUCGGGCCAAGUAGCGAUCAGUGAUUAAUUUAGUGGCAAGAUCAAUGAGUGUCGUGUGAAAGGAAAAGUGCGAGACAUUCGCCGGCGAAAAGCGCGCUGGGCUCUCGACGACGCUAGUUUCAGUGAGCGUGCACUCGUCACACUUACACCGGGCACUGAUGGAGAAUAAUCGACCGACGAGAAGAAUCGAACUGUGAUUCUGAUCAAGAUAAUGCGAAGCCUGGAUAGGCUAUCAGGUAGCGACCAAGAUUGUGGUGAUCGGGAAAUGUACAUCGACCUGGACGACGCCUCCGUCGACUCGCUUACCGGAAAACGUAGUCGCCACCAUGUCGUUGGCGCGGAGGUGGGCGAGGAGAGCGACAGCAGCGGAAGCGAGAGGAGUCCGAAACAAGCGAAGAGAAGAAAUCGCGGGAGUGCACCACCGACCACGAGGAGACGGAAAAGCGGGAUUUCCGCACGAGAAAGGAAUCUAAGGAGGCUCGAGAGUAACGAGAGAGAGAGGAUGAGAAUGCACUCGCUCAAUGACGCUUUUGAGCAAUUACGCGAGGUGAUACCGCAUGUAAAAAUGGAGAGGAAGCUCAGCAAGAUUGAAACGCUCACGCUCGCUAAAAAUUAUAUAAUGGCACUGACGAAUGUCAUAUGCGAGAUGCGCGGCGAGGAGCAACCGUACACGUUUGUCGAUGGCGAGUGCGGUUCCAGCAGCGGUGACAGCACCGGUCAAUUAGAAUUAAGUGGAGGCGAGCAACCUGACGAAUCAUCGCCCGCGUCGAUCCACGAGACCAACAACAACAGCCUUCUCCAUGAAGAUCUAGAACGCAGGAUUUAAGAAAAAUUCGAUCUAAACGACGCGGCGUGUCGAGUCACACACGUGUUAUACGCACACACACGUACAUACGUACGCACAUACAUGUACACGUACACAUACAGACUCUGUGAUAAAAUAUCAUAUUAGUGCCUUUCGUAAGGACAACAAUCCGCGACGAUUCACUCAUUAUCGCCAUAGAUCUUUGUAGAUCGUCAAACGUUCUUCGAAAUACCGCGCUGAAAUGAUUAAAAGUAAUUCCGCAGAUACACGAGACUAAUGAGAGAAACGCAAAAAUGGGUAGGAAGGAAAGCAAGAGGAAAGAACAGGGAUAAUGAAGAAUAAAAGAAAGAGAAAGCAUAAGAGAUAAGGUGAACAAGAAAAGAAUAGGAGAGAAAAAGAGAAAAAGACAGGAAGAGUGCGCGUAUUAGAUUAUACGUACAGGAUGUUUCAGAUCUAGCGCGUAAUCUUUCACAAGCAGAGAUUUCUCGAUGAACCGAACGUCGAUAGGUGUAUAUCCUUAGAAGAAACUUCGCAGGAAGCCAUCCUUUUUAUAAUUUUUAAUAGACCGACCUUAGAUACUUCGUUAGGCAAACAUCGAUUUAAGAUUCCGAUAGUUGAAGCAACGUCCAUUUGAGAUUAGUUGAGGAAGAGCGCUUUCUUAAGGAUAACAUUACGUAGUCUUGAAUUCCUCAAGCUCAAUUAAUCGAAAUUGUAUAAUUUACAAUUACUUACAAUUUAAAAGUCAUUAAUGCGGUAAAAUUGACGCAAACAUUAAUCAGAAUUUUUCCUUAGUCUCUUAUCUAUGAUUGAGAAAUAAUGUAUACUUUUCCAAAUACGUCAAUGUAAUGAUGUGGUCAAGCAGACGCGCGCUCGCUGUAAAACGUAUAUCGCAAAAAAGAGAGGCACGGGAUAUAGAUUUGCAAUGUACAGCAUAUCAGAUGUAUCGGCAAUAACGGUUGUGCAAAUUCAUGUCGCGAUUUUUUUCUGGAUCGUAGAAUUUCCAUUAAUUUAUUCCUUUAUCGACAUUGUCAAUCUAGCGCAAGAUGUUAUUAUGAUAAUUAUCGUAAUUAGAGAUUAAUAUCACUUCUGUUUCUCUAUUACUAAUAUUAUAUUAUUCUGUCGCUGCUGCAACUAUUAUUACUAGUACUACUAUUAUUGCUAUCGCUACUACACUUAUCACCUCUAUUAUUUUAUUAUUUCUACUAUAUUACCGCUAUUUACUACUAUUACUAUACUAUUACUAUCGCUAUUGCUACUGCUACUAUUAUUAAUACUAUUAUUAUGUGGUAUCAUUGUUACGCGGUUACUAGAUAUUAUUAAUUAUCUCUUAAUACCUUGAUCUUAUUAAUAUCUCUUAAGAAAUUAUUAUUACUGUUAUUACGAUUGUGCAUUAUUACCAUUAUUGUUAUUUUAUUAAAUUAAUAACACAUUAUUUGAAUGUUCCAUUAGUAAUAACAUUAUCUGUUGCAACAUGCAUUUCACUUUAUAAUCUUCAUUGAUUAUUGGAUAAUUAUAAUCUCACUCACCUGUUUUACAAAAUUUUUGUUUACGCGACAAAUCGAAUGCGAUUAGCGCCUAUUAUUGGUUAGCAAAUAUAUCUUUCCCAUAAAUUACAUAGCAUACCGUUUUGGAUAAUUAUUAACAUUGUAAAUUAUUUUUCAGUCACAUAACUUUACUUAUUCUCCAUGUCAAUUGCAAGUCUACUAUGAUUACUACUAGAAAAUAUCAUUACAUCAUUACAGUUAUUGUAACAUUGUUAUUACCAUUCUCAUUAUCGUCCUCAUUGUUAUUAUCAUUGCCAUGAUCAUUGUGAUGGUCACUACAUGCAUCAUUAAUAUAAUUAUCUUUUAUUCUUAUUGAUAUUAUUAUAAAAGUAAUGUACUAGUAUAGUUCGAUAUUACAUCUACGCAAUUCUUUGUAUAUGCGAGUACGUAUCAUUUCCAUAAUCAUUAAUUAAAAAAUUAGGAUUUAACUGCGUCCCUCUCUUUCAAAAGACAGAACUACACAGUAAAACCGAAGUCAGCUUCUCAAUGUUUAUGGAAACGAUCCUGCCAUGAAAGAUUACAUGGUGUAUAUCUUUAUUACAUACAAUAUUUUAUCAUGUAAAUAUUAUAUACGCGUUGUGUUUUAAGAGUUUUACACAAGAAUAUACAGAGUGAUUCACC
Molecule: messenger RNA, 3289 nt
Organism: Ooceraea biroi (clonal raider ant)
Lineage: Eukaryota; Metazoa; Arthropoda; Insecta; Hymenoptera; Formicidae
Product: protein dimmed
Biological process (GO): positive regulation of transcription by RNA polymerase II; sensory organ development; axon development
Cellular component (GO): nucleus
Molecular function (GO): DNA-binding transcription factor activity, RNA polymerase II-specific; E-box binding; protein dimerization activity
Source: RefSeq, a predicted model, not a curated record